CUCAGCCAAAAGUCCUUUCCCGGUCGGCCCAACAUGAGGCCUAUUUUGCUUGCGGGCCAUGUGCGUUUCUCCCAAGACUGACUCGAAGAACUUGCUCGCGUCGGCUUCGUCCCUUUGAUAUCAACAGGUCGCUAAUAUUAUUUUUCUUGGCUAUCAUAGGAGCGCUCCCUCAACCAGAUCAAGUUCAACCGCGAUGGCGAUAUGCUCUUCUCCGUGUCCAAAGAUAAAGUUGUGUGCGCUUGGUGGUCAGCCAACGGCGAACGACUUGGAACCUACAACGGACACCAGGGUGCCAUCUGGACAGUCGAUGUCAGCCCUAAUACCAUUCUCCUUGCGACUGGCUCUGCAGACAACACCGUGCGACUAUGGAACGUGAAGACUGGCGACUGCGUCAAAGUUUGGGACUUCCCUACAGCCGUCAAGCGUGUCGAGUUCAACCCUGAUGGAAGCCAGCUGCUGGCCGUGACAGAAAAGCGUAUGGGCUUCUUGGGUACUAUUGCCGUGCUAGAUAUCAACUACGGAGAGGAUUUGUCGGAGCAGGCUGAUGAGCCCAGCCUGAGAAUCACUUGCACAGAGAGCAAAGCCACCGUUGCGGGUUGGAGUUAUAUGAGCAAGUACAUUAUUGCUGGUCACGAAGACGGAAGUGUCAGCCAGUAUGACGGAAAGACCGGUGAGCAGCUCAAGAACGCCCAGGCUCACGAGUUCGACCAUCAGAUCAACGAUCUCCAAUUCUCCCCAGACCGCAUCUACUUCAUCACUGCCUCGAAAGACAAGUCCGCCAAGCUUAUGUCCGCCCGUGACCUCGCUAUCCUCAAGACCUACGUUUCCGACACACCGCUCAAUAGCGCUGCCAUUACUCCUAAGAAGGACUACGUAAUCCUGGGAGGUGGUCAGGCCGCUAUGGAUGUCACCACAACCUCCGCCCGCCAGGGUAAGUUCGAGGCUCGUUUCUAUCACAAGGUCUUCGAGGACGAGAUUGGCCGUGUCAGAGGCCAUUUCGGUCCUCUCAACACCGUUCACGUUCACCCCGCCGGUACUGCCUACGCCUCUGGAGGUGAGGACGGUUACGUUCGAGUUCAUCACUUCGACAAGCCCUACUUCGACUUCAUGUACGAGGUUGAGAGGGAGCAGCUGAGGAGGUGAAGUGCAUGAUGGUUGGAAUGAUCGUAGAAUUUUAUUCCCAAUUUACGCAUCUUUUGUAUGUGUCAUGAAGUGAUGGCAUAUUUCCUUGC
Messenger RNA from Aspergillus ochraceoroseus IBT 24754, 1232 nucleotides. It is a transcript of the gene tif34, whose product is annotated as translation initiation factor eIF3 subunit i. NCBI's taxonomy places the organism in Eukaryota, Fungi, Ascomycota, Eurotiomycetes, Eurotiales, Aspergillaceae. Gene Ontology annotation, molecular function: RNA binding; translation initiation factor activity; protein binding. The record is from RefSeq and is a predicted model, not a curated record. Gene Ontology annotation, biological process: cytoplasmic translational initiation. The transcript is spliced from 3 exons. Bases 202 to 1143 code for a protein of 313 amino acids. Gene Ontology annotation, cellular component: cytoplasm; eukaryotic translation initiation factor 3 complex, eIF3m.